Messenger RNA from Brassica rapa (field mustard), 5583 nucleotides. Its product is annotated as sugar transport protein 2. Lineage: Eukaryota; Viridiplantae; Streptophyta; Magnoliopsida; Brassicales; Brassicaceae. The record is from RefSeq and is a predicted model, not a curated record. Gene Ontology annotation, molecular function: monosaccharide transmembrane transporter activity. Gene Ontology annotation, cellular component: membrane. Gene Ontology annotation, biological process: monosaccharide transmembrane transport.
UAAAAAUUAGUUUGAGAUUUUUAUUGGUUUAAUUGGUCGGUUAACCGAUUAAAACCAUGGUAUAUGGACAAUUACGUUUUGAAAUAUCGGUUUGGGGAGAAAUCAAUUUACAACUUAUAAUUUGGAGAGAAAUAAGUUUACAACUUUAAAUUCAUGGAGUUUUAGCACGAGGUCAUAGUUUGGUGGGGAUCUGAUGCUAUACGAUAGUUCUCGUGGGGAAAUAGAUCGUUCACCCAACCACUACCUAUAAUUGGAGCUAAAAUUAACAACUAUUGGAGCUCUAUUGAAUGUGAAUUACCUUGUACUUUGGAGGAAAUUGUUGUUCUUGUUGAUUAAAGAGUUAAAGAGUUAUAUCUAACAAUGUAACAAUAAACCAUUGACUUGAUUACAAUAUAUGCAAAUAGCAAACCAUUAGUCUUUAACAACUUAACAAAUGCCAGUUUCAUCGAAGAAGGAACAUUAUUUUCAUUACAACUUCACCAUAUUUUUACACAGACGACAAAGACGAAACAAGAUUUUGAAAACGCUAAAUCUACACUAAUUUUCAAUUUAAUUUACUCAAACACCAAGCAUACAAUCACAAACGACAAUCAUAUCAUCACAACAAAAAGCAACCAAACCUAGAUACGGAUGAGGUAGAUCGACAAUGACAACAACAUCCUCUAAAUCUCAAAACGGAGGAAGAACACAUACCUUGUUUAGAUUGGAAUCGGCGGACAAGCUUUGGAUGAGACAACAUAUCGGUGUGGAGUGAGGGAAAUAAACGAGAGGAUUUCGAUUUGGGGAUGAAAUCGGCAGACAAGCUAUGGCGAAAGGUUUCGCCGUCAAGAGAGAAUAGGGAGAAGAUGAAAGUGAAUUCGAGACUGCAAAUCGACUUUGUCCUACACGAUUAAGACACCCAAUCACAUGAUGCCAGAUGGCACUUAAAGACGAGUGCGAAAACUUCUUAAUUAAGCUCCGUUUCUAUUGUUUUUCAAUAUUUUUGAUCUAAUUUUGGAUCUAUAAAUACUAAGAAAUGAGCCUAAGACCCGGGGACAGUCUUGCUUUUAGUAGCCAAAUCGGAUCAUAGUGCUGGUGUUCAUCUUUAUUUUGAUGUGAUAGCAACUAUUAAAUAUGGGAUGUUAAUAUUAUAUUGUAUCUGUAUAAAUCUAUGAUGGGUCCGGGUCGAUAAUGAUUAGGCUUAAGAAAUGAGCCCAAACCGUAAAAAGAAGGUAAUAUUCAAAAAUCUAGUCGAGCCUAAAAGAGUUUCUUCUUAAUUAAUGUUUUCUUUUGAAUUCUUAAUAGAAUGGUUAUAAUAAUGGUGACAAGGAUGAACACACAAACAUUGUAGCCUCUUCCUCAUGAGAUUUUCACCAGAUGUAGAUGCAGUAUCUAACUUAUACAGAGGCUAGCUAUUAAGAUUUUGUAAAGAAAAAAUUAGUUGUAUCUUGAACUAUGACAGUGUAUAUAAGUCGAUUGAGGUUUCUUUUGUGUUCUUUGUUUAAGGUAAGUAUCACUUUAUUACUCCCUAUUUUGACUUUUUCUUGGGUUCACCCCAUAGGGUGAACCUUUAGGUUCACCAACCAAUAGAAAAUUGUCAUUUUAGAUCUAGUAUCUUUUAAUUAAGGAAACAAAAUAAUUUGCCAAAUUAUAUUAUGCUUUUAAAAUAAAAAAUAAAAGAUUAAAUAAAUAAAAAUAGCAAUAGCUCUAAAAAAAGAUUAUUUAAAAAAAAAUAUUUGUUUUUAAGAUUUAGAGUUUAGUGUUUAAGAUUUAUAAUUUAGAAUUUAUCCAAAUGUUUAGUGUUUUUCCAAGGGUUUAGGGUUUACCUAAGGGUUUAGGGUUUACCCAAGGGUUUAGGGUUUUCCCAAGGGUUUAGUGUUUAGGAUUAGAGUUUAGGGUUUAGUGUUUGGUUGACAACAUGUUUAGUGUUUUUCCAAAGAUUUAAGGUUUGCCCAAGGAUUUAGGGUUUACCCAAGGAUGUAGGGUUUAGGAUUUGAGUUUAGGGUUUAGUAUUAGACUUUAGGGUUUAGUAUUAGAGUUUAGGGUUUACUGUUUUGUUGACACCAUUUUUUUUUUUGAAUUCGUUUUUUAUAUAUUAUUUUUAUUUUAUUUUAAAUUUUAUUUUGAAAAGAUAAUAUAAUUUGCCAAGUUAUUUGGUUUCCUUAAUUAAAAGAUACUAGAUUUAAAAUGACAAUUUUCUAUUGGUUGGUGAACCUACUAGGAGGUGAACCCAAAACUAACUCCCCUAUUUUUCCUGGCAAAAGGAUCAUUAAGUUUUUAAUUAAUUAAAUUUUCAAUUAGUUUUAAUCUCUUUUUUUUGUAACCGUUUUAUCUUUUUCUUAGUAACUCUACUCUAUCACAAACAUAUCAUUCUUUUGUUUUCAUAGAUUUAUCUGUGUAUUUAAACAUAUGGAUAAUUUGAUGUAAAAAAGCAAUGUGGAUAAAUGAUGUAAUUAACAGAGUAAACUUAUAUCCAGUCCUUAUUGUUCGCUAUUAUCUUCUCCUUGAUAAUCAAAAUAUUCAAAGAAAAUCUCUUAAAUACUGAUUUAUCCGUAAUGUUUAUCUAAAAUGAUCUAAGUCAACCAAAAAACCGGUGAAAAAAUAUUCUGUGAAUAUCAUAGUUUAUCCAAAACCCUCUCAACUCAUCUAUAAAAGAAACACAACUCUACAUCGAGUCAAUGUACUAUAAAACCUUUAGGGUAUACACAUAACAAUUAGAUACAAAGAGCAAGAUAGAGAUAACAAUGGCCGUGGGUGUGAUGGAUAUCGAAGAAGGUGCUGCUUCCUUACCUGGAAAGACGACUUUUCAAGUCGUCAUGUGCAGUAUCAUUGCUGCUGUUGGUGGUCUCAUGUUUGGUUAUGACAUCGGAAUCUCAGGAGGUGUGACGAGUAUGGACACUUUUUUACUAGAUUUUUUCCCUCACGUGUACGAGAAGAAACACAGAGUACACGAAAACAACUACUGCAAAUUCGAUGACCAGCUUUUGCAGUUGUUCACUUCUUCUCUCUACUUAGCUGGUAUCUUCGCCAGUUUUGCCGCUUCCUUCUUAUGCAGAAGGUUCGGAAGAAAACCUAUAAUCAUGUCCGCCUCCAUCUUCUUCCUCCUCGGUGCUAUUCUCAACUACUUUGCCCGAGAUCUCGGCAUGUUGAUCGGUGGUCGUAUUCUCCUUGGCUUCGGUAUCGGUUUUGGUAAUCAGACUGUUCCAUUGUUCAUCUCGGAGAUUGCACCCCCUAGAAUCAGGGGAGGGCUAAACAUCGCGUUUCAGCUUCUCAUCACCAUUGGAAUCCUAGCAGCGAGUUUUGUGAACUACUUAACCUCCACAAUGAAAAACGGCUGGAGAUACUCUCUCGGUGGUGCGGCUGUUCCCGCCUUGAUCCUCUUGAUAGGGUCCUUCUUCAUCCACGAGACUCCAGCUAGCCUCAUAGAGCGCGGCAAAGACGAGGAAGGGAAGAAAGUCCUGAGGAAGAUCAGAGGCAUCGACAACAUUGAACUCGAGUUCAACGAGAUCAAACGCGCCACUGAGACUUCAAACAAAGUGAAAAGCCCUUUUAAAGAGCUCUUCACCAAACGCGAGAACAGACCGCCACUUGUGUGUGGAACGCUGCUUCAGUUCUUCCAACAGUUUACAGGAAUCAAUGUGGUUAUGUUCUACGCUCCGGUUUUGUUUCAGACCAUGGGGAGUGGUAACAACGCUUCUCUGGUGUCUACGGUUGUCACGAACGGUGUGAACGCACUCGCUACGGUUUUCGCCGUCAUCAUGGUUGAUAGGCUCGGUAGAAAGUUCUUUUUGGUUGAAGGAGCAACUCAAAUGAUGGCUACACAGUUAACUAUUGGAGCCUUGCUCUUAAAAUACUUACACCUAGUUGGACCUAUUACAAGUCACGCCGUGCCACUUAUAGUACUGAUCCUCAUCUGCAUCUACGUGUCUGGUUUUGCGUGGUCGUGGGGACCAUUGGGAUGGCUUAUUCCGUCUGAGAUCUAUCAACUUGAGGUGAGAACCACAGGUUACUUCUGUGCAGUGGCGAUGAACAUGGUGUGCACUUUCGUUAUCGGACAGUUCUUCUUGUCGGCGCUCUGCAGAUUCCGAUCGGGAUUGUUCUUCUUCUUUGCGGUCAUGAAUGUUAUCAUGGGACUGUUUGCAAUCUUCUUUCUCCCAGAGACCAGAGGUGUUCCUAUUGAGGACAUGGCCGAGCAGCGUUGGAAGAAGCAUUGGCACUGGAAGAAAUAUUUCAAGCAGAACUGAUUUUUUUUUUCUGUCUUGUUGCUCGUAGAAUUCUUAAAUUUGGAAUUUAGGCGGGUUGUUCGCAUCCUGUUCGAGAGUUUAUUAGUUAUAAAGACUUGAUGUUUUCUUUUUUGCAAUUUAUAUAACUUGUGAAGUUUCUAAUUUUAGACACCUUUUCUUUUCUUUUUAAAAUUUAUCAUUAUCUGCGCAAAUUAAGUUUUGGGAAUUGAAUAGGUCUAUUUAGACCAUGUUCGUUUACGUGUCGCGCGAUUGGUAAACGAACAUGACCUUAAUUUUAAGCAUUUCUUUUUUUUCUUCAAAAUUUUGUUUCUUUAUCAUUAUCCACGUAACUGAAGUUUUCGGGAUUUGAAUUGGUCUAUGUACGUAUCAACUUGCUCCAUCUGUUUUUUCUAAUAUAAGUCAAUUUCGAAAAAUUUUUAUGUUCUAAAUUAUAUGACGUUUUCAGUUUUUAUGUAAAAUUUAUUAACACUUAAUGUUACAUGAUAAUAUACCUUCUAUUUUAUUAUUGGUUGAUGUGUGGUUAGGUAAAUAAUUAAUGAUAUUUUUGUUUAGAAAAUAUAAAAAAACUAAUGAUUUCUUAAUCUAUGUGCACAAUUCUAAAACGACUUAUAUUUAAAAACAGAGGGAGUAUUGGAUUUCACCUAGUCAAACGCCAAUAUUUUCCAGUUUCCAAAAUCAGCAUAUCUAAUAAAGUUUAUCUGUAAAAAUGAAAUAAAAUAACAAUACAAUACUACUCCAUCCAUUUAAUAAUAUAUGAUGUUUUGGAUUAGUGCACAAAAAUUAAGAAAUUUAAUUUUUCUCUAAAAAAUAUUUUUAAAGAUUAAUUUUAAAAUCAUUUAACUAAUUAUCAAAAUACUUUAAAAUAUAAUUGGUUGAACACUUGAACAUGUUCCAAUAAAGUUAAAGUUAACUUUAAAACCUCAAAAUGUUUUACUUCCUCUCUUUCCCGAAAGUAAGAUUUUCAAAAGUGUUCACGCUUAUUAAGAAUUCAAUAAAUGCUUCUAAUUUAAUUUUUUUUUUACUUUAUUAUACACUUUUCAAUAACUUUUCACCAAUGAAAUUUAAUGAAUUCAAAUAUUUUCUUUUAUUGUUUCUUAAAAAUAUUAAAAAAUACUUUAAACAUAUAGAUUCACAAAUAAAAAAUCUAAAACAUAUUGCUGCUUUCGAGAACGAGAGAGUAUAUUUUAAAAUAACGUAAACCUUCUAGAACUUCAAACGGAAAGAGUAUAAAAUAGGUGUUUAAAUCACUUGUUUUAUUAAUUUUAACAUUAUCUUUUGUCUGGGCCUAAUGUUUAAAAAAAUUGUUUGACUAAGAUCCAUGUAGUUCUGUCCAUGUUGGACUUUUCAUGAAAUUUAAAUU